Messenger RNA from Budorcas taxicolor (takin), 2554 nucleotides. It is a transcript of the gene ETF1, whose product is annotated as eukaryotic translation termination factor 1. The record is from RefSeq and is a predicted model, not a curated record. Gene Ontology annotation, cellular component: cytosol; translation release factor complex. Lineage: Eukaryota; Metazoa; Chordata; Mammalia; Artiodactyla; Bovidae. Gene Ontology annotation, molecular function: sequence-specific mRNA binding; translation release factor activity, codon specific. Gene Ontology annotation, biological process: cytoplasmic translational termination. Bases 142 to 1455 code for a protein of 437 amino acids. The transcript has 11 exons.
GUGAGCGGAUUGCAACACAUGCAGCUGCCUGGAGAGAGGGAGCCGGUGUCCUACGUCAGAGCCGCCGCCGCGGAGCCGCCGCCGGGGAGGAGCAGCCGCUGCCGCCCAGGACUGGGCCCUUAGGGAGGAGGAGGCGAGAAGAUGGCGGACGACCCCAGUGCUGCCGACAGGAACGUGGAGAUCUGGAAGAUCAAAAAGCUCAUCAAGAGCUUGGAGGCGGCCCGCGGCAAUGGCACAAGCAUGAUAUCGUUGAUCAUUCCUCCCAAAGACCAGAUUUCACGAGUGGCAAAAAUGUUAGCAGAUGAGUUUGGAACUGCAUCUAACAUUAAGUCACGAGUAAACCGCCUUUCAGUCCUGGGAGCCAUUACAUCUGUACAACAAAGACUCAAACUUUAUAACAAAGUACCUCCAAACGGCCUGGUUGUUUACUGUGGUACAAUUGUAACGGAAGAAGGAAAGGAAAAGAAAGUCAACAUUGACUUUGAACCUUUCAAACCAAUUAAUACGUCAUUGUAUUUGUGUGACAACAAAUUCCAUACAGAGGCUCUUACAGCACUACUUUCAGAUGAUAGCAAGUUUGGCUUCAUUGUAAUAGAUGGUAGUGGUGCACUUUUUGGCACACUCCAAGGAAAUACGAGAGAAGUCCUGCACAAAUUCACUGUGGAUCUCCCAAAGAAACAUGGUAGAGGAGGUCAGUCAGCCUUGCGUUUUGCCCGUUUAAGAAUGGAAAAGCGACAUAACUAUGUUCGAAAAGUAGCUGAGACUGCUGUGCAGCUGUUUAUUUCUGGGGACAAGGUGAAUGUGGCUGGUCUCGUUUUAGCUGGAUCAGCUGACUUUAAAACUGAACUAAGUCAAUCUGAUAUGUUUGAUCAGAGGUUGCAAUCAAAAGUUUUAAAAUUAGUUGAUAUAUCUUAUGGUGGUGAAAAUGGAUUCAAUCAAGCUAUUGAAUUAUCUACUGAGGUCCUCUCCAACGUGAAGUUCAUUCAAGAGAAGAAAUUAAUAGGGCGAUACUUCGAUGAAAUAAGCCAGGACACGGGCAAGUACUGUUUCGGAGUUGAAGAUACACUAAAGGCUUUAGAAAUGGGAGCUGUAGAGAUUCUAAUAGUCUAUGAAAAUCUGGAUAUCAUGAGAUAUGUUCUUCAUUGCCAAGGGACAGAAGAGGAGAAAAUUCUCUAUCUAACUCCAGAACAAGAGAAGGAUAAGUCUCAUUUUACAGACAAAGAGACAGGACAAGAACAUGAGCUGAUUGAGAGCAUGCCCCUUCUGGAGUGGUUUGCCAACAACUAUAAAAAAUUUGGAGCUACAUUGGAAAUUGUCACAGAUAAGUCACAAGAAGGAUCACAGUUUGUCAAAGGAUUUGGUGGAAUUGGAGGUAUCUUGCGGUACCGAGUAGAUUUCCAGGGAAUGGAAUACCAAGGAGGAGAUGAUGAAUUUUUUGACCUUGAUGACUACUAGGUAGUCGACAUGGGUCCGGCAAAACGUGCCUCACCCUCCAGCAUCCAACCCAAGGAGCAUACCCGUGGUGGAAUCCAAACAGAUCCCUGCCUUACAAUUGGAACAUUUCCAGAACUUGAUCCAUGAGCAUUGGAUAUUGAAAAGAAAACCGAAACAAAACCAGACCCAGCCCUACACUUUGGUUUGUCAUGGUGUCAGCGCAGCAGCCUACAACUAGUUCCUAAAUGCCACUUUGGACUAAUUUAAAAAAGAAUCCCAGUUUUUACUUUUACUUGAUGGUGAAAUUGGUUGCUCUUGUAUUUUAUGGGAAAAAAAGAUUUUUUUAACCUUCAUACAUAGAAGCAAAAAUACUUUAACUGCUGUAAACCUUCAAAAGUUAAUAGAAAUGAGAUAUACUGGUUUGUUUAUUUUGAUUGGAGAAAAAUUAAAUUGCUGCAUUUCGCAGUGACCCAUUUACAUGGCAUUCUCAGCUUAGACUGCAUAAGAAGAAAUAUAUGUGGUGAAAUGUUGGAACCAUUUCUCUCUCGGUCUCUGUUUAAUGUCGAAAGGGUGAGCUAACAGGCAAUUUCAACUUCACUCCCUCACACUACCCGUCCCCUCCAGGCUGUCAGUUUCAAGGAUGCAGAUUGCAUUGCAAAGAUAAACUGACACAUGAAGCAUGUAGGCCACUGCUCUGUUUCCUUCCAUCUGUUUUGCAGGUGCAUUUGCGCCCAGAGUUUGGGAGCCCUUAGCAUCAACUGCUUUGACAAGGGUUCACAUAAUCUUGCAUACCAGAAACCAGUUUGGGAUGGAUAUGAUGGGACUUCUAUGCUAUUGCUGGAAUUGGGAGAAAUAAAACAUGCAAUUUAAGUGGAAGCAAAGACAUUUAAAUAUUUUAUUUUGCUUGGGUCUGUCCUUGCAAAAGGGAGGUGGUCGUGUUUUCCUUGUGUUGGAUGGCAUGAGAUUAUGUGAAUGUUUUGAUUUUUAAAAAAUGAACUGCAAGGUUUUUCACAGGAACGACAGACGAGACAUGUAUGACUGUGCAUGUAAUUGUAAACCCCUGACCUCCUGGUGGGGUUGGAGCAUCUGUUUCAAAUAUGGGACUUACAAGCACCUCUCA